CUAUAACCAAGAUCGUAAUUGAUCGCAAGCUAUAUCAAAUUAACUUUUUCUACGGGGCUUUAGCCAACAAUGUCUCCUAACCGGUCUACAGUUCAGCGGCUUGACCAGCCAAGCUCAUACGCUUCGAGCAAAAACCGACGUAGGCGCCGCGAUGAGGAGGAGCCAGAGCCGGACCUCAUGGAGAAGCUAAAGGAUGCGACUACACUCUACGUCGGAAACCUGUCAUUCUACACCACCGAGGAGCAAAUCCACGAGCUUUUCUCCAAGUGCGGCGAGAUCAAGCGCCUGGUCAUGGGCCUCGACAGGUUCCAGAAGACCCCGUGUGGAUUCUGCUUCGUCGAAUAUUACACACAUCAGGAUGCACUCGACUGCAUGAAGUACAUCGGAGGCACGAAGCUCGACGAGCGGAUAAUCCGAACCGAUCUAGACGAGGGUUUCGCCGAGGGCAGACAAUACGGACGUGGAAAAUCCGGCGGCCAAGUGCGCGAUGAGUACCGCCAGGAAUACGAUCCUGGACGUGGCGGAUACGGUAGGGCUCUUGCCGACGACUAUGGCGAGGAUGUUGAUUGAAGCAUUCAUGCGAGCGAACGCAUGCCACCAAAUGCGUGAAAACAUCACGAAAGCAUCACGAAAACCGGCGUUGGAGUGGAGUUCAAAUUCUUUCAAUAAUGGAUGGGGAUACAACAGAACCUGGAGCUCAAAUAGUCUACCUGUCUAAACAACUGCAAAAACUGUUCGCCGCAUGCGCGAGAUGCAUUCAAAACACCAGACUCCUAACAUGCAUUGUGCCCUAUGCCGUGCGAUCUGCAAUCUCAAACUGUUGUCUUCGAUCAACUG
Molecule: messenger RNA, 837 nt
Organism: Aaosphaeria arxii CBS 175.79
Lineage: Eukaryota; Fungi; Ascomycota; Dothideomycetes; Pleosporales
Product: nuclear cap-binding protein subunit 2
Exons: 5
Coding region: 70-570 (166 amino acids)
Biological process (GO): mRNA cis splicing, via spliceosome
Cellular component (GO): nuclear cap binding complex
Molecular function (GO): RNA cap binding
Source: RefSeq, a predicted model, not a curated record